CAACAAAUCCACCAAGUAAUUAUUUUAUAGGCAGAAGACAUUAAAUCACCCGCUACAUUACUAUGUUGCAUUUGUUUUAGUAAUAGCAGAUUGAUAUAAAAGACGCCAUGCCGUUGUAUUAUAUACUGGGUCUGAUUGUGACGUCCUCUGUUGUUAGUGCAUUUGUAAAGUAUGAAGAACUCAUUGCAAUAGAGGUCCCCACUGCAGCUCAAUGUGCGGGUGGUUACUUUGCAUAUGAUGGUAACUUUUGUAAAUAUUACCAGUGCCAAGCAAAUGAUGCGUUCGAUAGUGGAUUUGAGGCAUACGAGAGAUGGUGUAUGAAACCUUUAAAGUUUGACCCAAAGACCUGUUCGUGUCAAUGGCCUAGUAACAUUGAAGGCGGAGGCGACUAUGAAUGCCAUGAAGAUGAGGAAGAUAGUCCGACUGUAAUAGAUCUUGAGGAAUGUGAUGUCAGGGGCACAUUCGACCAAUGCUGUCAGCCGUGCAUUUCUUACUUUGAUCCAUUAUUCCCAGAGUUUCCUGGCCACGACUGCUCGAUGGGAAAAGGUCCAGCUUACACAGCGUGGGAAAAUAUGACUGGUUAUACUUAUUGUGAUGAGGGUCAUGCCUGCCCUGAAGGGGAAACGUUUGAUAUUGCGAAAUGUAGAUGCACUUCAACAAUUUGGUUUGUGGAUUGCUAUUACUUCCCAUUCUGGGAAAAUGGCACUCCAUUAGAGGAUGAAACUAACUCUGGUAUAAUGGGACCUGGAGACUGCACCGUCCGACCCAAUGACAGAAAUGGACUGGGGUGUGAUGGCGAUGGGGCACCCGCGACACUGGAUAUGAUGCAGAAACAAUGGUUGGGGCGCGGUUGGGCAAUAGGAGUUGCAUUUGACAACGCUGGGGAAGGUGUCCUCGUAUCAAAUGGGGACGAUGACGUCCCAGCAUCUAUUGAAUUCAUUAAGGAGAACACUGGUGCAGGAAUGUUCUUACAAGUUAGGCUCUUUGGCGAACAAGGGAAUGUUGAACUUUCCGUUCCAUACAUAACAGAUGGGGUGAAAAGAUAUAUUGUUUACAUGAAUGAUCGUGGAUAUAUCUCUCUCAUUAACGAAGAUAUGGACGAGGAUUCCGCUAAUCCUCCAUUCACCUGGGCACUUGAGGGUACAAAACUUCCCCUGCAGUUUGGAAUAUCCCCUGUAUUUAUCACCGAUGUUCUUGUGUGUUACUUCCCACCGACCACUCAAGGUGCUGUCGAUUGGGUGUUUGGAGGACCGCCACCAUCGCCACCACUUAUUGGUGUUUAGAGCAUGCUUAGUGUAGAUGACCCCUUCAUAUUUCAGUAUUAAAGAUGUGAUGGACUAGAAUUUCGGAAAUAUAUAUAUUAUACAUCCAGC
Owenia fusiformis is the source of this 1373-nucleotide messenger RNA. The record is from the annotation of a GenBank genome assembly. NCBI's taxonomy places the organism in Eukaryota, Metazoa, Annelida, Polychaeta, Sabellida, Oweniidae.